GGAACCGACACAUCCCUCUGGCCUGCCGCGGCCUCUGCGGGGCUCCUCGCUCCCCCCAUUCCCAGCCGAACGGCUUUCAGGGCCGCCUCCUGGGUGCCGACUCAGAGUCCGGGCCACAGCGGGAAGGGGGAGACCCUGCCUGGCGGCCUUCCCGGAGCUCGCGUUGUGGGGGGGUUCAGCCGGGGUCUAGGGAAGCAAGCGCGCGUUUGAGGGCGAGAGCUCUGGAGAACGCGUGAACGAAGGGGUGAGUCCGUAAGCUGAGGGAGGAGAGUGGAGGGAAAUGGUUGAGGGGCCGGUCUGGCCAUUGAUCCUGGGCCCCGGUGGACAGACCAUCCCAGGAGCAGGCAGGACGCUCCUCUCCUGCCCCCUCCCUCCCCGCGGGGAAGAUCACUUCCUUAUUUCCUUGCCUCGGAGGCCCCUCCAGACGUCUAGACCCCCUAAAGGUGCCCAGAGUCACUUGUCCUUGAAGGCGUGCCCAGGUGUGCGAGGUCGCCCCUUACCCGGGCAGACACCGUUUGCAUACGCAGACCUGCGCGCCGCCGACACACCUCGGAGCUCCCGGAGCGCGCCCGGCUCUCAGGACUCACAGGCAGGUGCCUCGCCGCGCAGACUCGCCGGGCGCGGGGACCGGCUCGGGCGCGGGGCCGGCUGGGGCGGGGCAGCGGUGCUUGUUCCCCGCCGGCCACACCGGCCGCCUUGCGCCCGGCGAGGGGCGUGUGCUCGGGCCCGGAAUCCUUGGGCCCCAUGUUCACGGAGCUGAGGACCAAGCUGAGCCCCCCGCGAGGCCGCGCCGGGGCUGUGCGUGCCGGCUUCGCGGAGCGCCGGGAUGUGGACGCCGCUGCCCAUUUGAGCUUCUGCCGAACCCUCCUGGAACACACGGUGUCUGCCGAGAGCAUCCCCUGCCACCUCCCUCGGACACCAGGCACCAGCCUCACGUGGCAUGAUUCCCGUAGCCAGAGGGCCGCCGGUGGCCGGCCAGUCAAGCUCCUGCAGCAGCCGGGCACGGAAGCCCCCCAGGCCCGGCUGUACUCUGACCACUACGGCCUGUACCACACAAGCCCCUCCCUGGGUGGCCUGACAAGGCCCGUGGUCCUGUGGAGUCAGCAGGACGUGUGCAAGUGGCUCAAGAAGCACUGUCCCCACAACUACCUCGUCUAUGUGGAGGCCUUCUCCCAGCAUGCCAUCACAGGCCGGGCGCUGCUGCGGCUGAACGGGGAGAAGCUGCAGCGGAUGGGGCUGGCGCAGGAGGCCCAGCGGCAAGAGGUGCUGCAGCAGCUGCUGCGUCUGCAGGUGCGCGAGGAGGGGCGGAGCCUGCAGCUGCUCAGCCAAGCCUCCUUCGGAAACACGUCCUAGCCGCUGCGUGAGGCUCGAACCCCAGACCCCAGCACUGUGACCAGAGCCUGUGGCAAGGGCGAUGCAGAGCUGGCCCACAGCCCCUCUCGGACCCCACCAGAGGCGCCAGGGGCUGAGCCCAGCCCAGUGGACAGGUGGGACCAGGAUUGCCAUCUCUGGUUGUGCAUUCUGGGCUGUGAGCAGGUGGGGGCUGCUUGGGUGUGGUCCUUCCUCCGGGGACCUGAGCCCAAAUCCACCCUUGGUGCUGCUGGCAGCAUGUGGGGCAGCUACCUGGAGCCAGAGCAGGGUCUGGUGACCCCCCCCCAGCCUCCCAGGGAGUCUAUUAUUUAUAUUCCCCUAACCCACACCCAUGCCUGUGCCCCUAUUGCCUGCUGAGUCACACUUCCUUUGGGCAUCCUGCCCGCCCCCAGGGCGAGAGGUCUGUCUGUCUGCCCAUUUGUCUAGUUCUCCACCCUAACCCAGCACUUAGAGGAUUGCCGGCACAAGGGGGAUAAACUGUGGAGGCUCCCUUUGGCGCGUGCCCCCCCAUCCAGAUCACAGCAGCCACUGCCGCCAAGAAGGCCCCUGUGAUUUCUGAGACCCUCACCCCACCCCCACCCACUCCCAGGAACCGAAGUGAGAGAGGUCUGGGGACUGCUCAGGCACCCGGGACCUAACUCAGCACCACGAGGGCCCCACAGCCAGGAUUGGGCUCAGUUGGGUUGCAGCCUUAGGUUUGGGAACCUGGCUCCCGCUCCUCCCACAUUGGGGAGCAUGUGUAUUCUCACUGCUCCUUUCCCAGGAAAAUCCGAAUUCACAGAAGAGACAGUCCUGAGGCCUGCAUCCCCCACACCCACCCACCAGAGACCCAGCCAGCGCCUGAGCCACCACUCCAUGGGCCAGGGGGCUCAUGGUUUGGGCCUGGUACUGUCUGGAGAAGGACAGGGAGGGUGGUCCUGAUAGCCCCCCACCCUCUGGCUCCUUUGCCUUUCCCCUCCCUCAGAAACUCUGAAAAUCUCGGGGCCACAUGAGGCUGAGCCUCCAGCCUCUUCUCUGUGCCCUGAGCUGGCCUCCAGGUGGGAGGCUGGUUACAGGAAGCCCCCGUGUCCUGUCUGGCCACCCUGAUUGUCCCAGCCCACCCUGUGCCAUCACAACGUUGUCUUUUCCGGAGGAUCUUUCCUAUCACUGCCCCACCUUCCUCCUUUGUCUUGCCCCCCAUGCCCCCAUGCUCUUGUCUUGUCUUCUUUGUUUUGCGCUUUUUUAUAUUCUGACCAAAAGACCAGAAAUAA
Messenger RNA from Enhydra lutris kenyoni (northern sea otter), 2621 nucleotides. Its product is annotated as sterile alpha motif domain containing 10. Lineage: Eukaryota; Metazoa; Chordata; Mammalia; Carnivora; Mustelidae. Gene Ontology annotation, cellular component: cytoplasmic side of plasma membrane. The transcript has 5 exons. Gene Ontology annotation, molecular function: protein binding. The record is from RefSeq and is a predicted model, not a curated record. Gene Ontology annotation, biological process: cell surface receptor protein tyrosine kinase signaling pathway. The coding region runs from base 745 to 1353 and encodes 202 amino acids.